AUGUCGUUUGAUAUCGAUGUCGGCGGUCUGUCAAGAAUGAAAGUGUCAAAGACCUUUUUCUACACCGGUCAGCGCACAUCUUUGGUGAGUCGAGCGCAUGAGGGGGCUAUAGACUGUUGCAAAAAGCCAGAUACAUGCCGCGCUUGUCCGGGUUGCCGAAAAGCCGGCUGACGCGUUGACUGGCCCCCUGACCGCUGAAGCAGAGACAUGCAGCACUUGUCCCCGUUUGGCAGGUCGAAAGCCGUCAACAUCCCCUUGAGACCACCAAGAUAAAGGCUGAGCUGCCAUGCAAUGGUGCACCUGAAGGCAUCGGUCUCAACGACCAGCGCCGGGCGUGA
Ceraceosorus bombacis is the source of this 338-nucleotide messenger RNA. Lineage: Eukaryota; Fungi; Basidiomycota; Exobasidiomycetes; Ceraceosorales; Ceraceosoraceae. The record is from the annotation of a GenBank genome assembly.